Messenger RNA from Linum tenue, 1351 nucleotides. The record is from the annotation of a GenBank genome assembly. Lineage: Eukaryota; Viridiplantae; Streptophyta; Magnoliopsida; Malpighiales; Linaceae.
CUUCUUCUUCCCCCCUUUCCCACAUAGCUGUGUAGGGGUUCUAUCGCAUCUCCGACUCUUCUCGGCAUCUUCAUUUGUUCGCCUGUGAAUUCCGUCGCGCUUCUCAAUCAGCUUCCUCGCCGAUCCACUGCGACCUCCGGUUCCCUUCGCAGCCCUAGCGCCAAGUAAGUCUAUUGAAUUCUGCCCACGCCGUUCUCGACUGCUCAAUCAAAUCCUUUUUCUUUUAUCUAGUUCUUGUUUAGAUUUAGGGUUACACUCGAUGAUGUUUUCAGAUUUUGUUUUGUGGAUGCGAUGUCCGGGAACGGAAGAUUACUGUCUGUGAUUCAGUUGUCGUUUGUUGAUUGAAUCGACUGGUACUUGUUGAAUUGUUCGAAUCGUGAUUGGAUCUUUGUUUGAACGUAUUUAUCCCCUAGUGUUUUAGGUGUCUGAAUUACUAAAAUCGAAAAGGGUAUGGGAACUUUGCGGCUAAAUUUUGCAUUUGGAGCCUUUCUAGCCCCUUUCGGGUCAGACGGGUGUUUGAAAUGGAUGGUGAUUCCACUUGCCUUGAUGGGAAUUGGGAAGAGAUGUGCUGCAGAUUAUGCCAUUGAGCAAAAUGUGUUUCUUUAGGAUCAGCGAUUAUUAUAUUUUUUGAUGCUCAGCGCGACUUAGAUGAGAGAAAAUUGCAGAGAUUAGGGCAGCCAGUUUGCCUGUGUAUGCAAUGGCUGCACAGUAGUGCCCGUUUCCUGUUUGGCGACUGCCCUGAAUGGUUGAAGCAGAAUCACCUUUCAGACCAAGGGAGAAGCUUCUUGAGAAGCAGAGGUAUUUCCAGAACAUCCACAAGCAUACUUACUUGAAAGGCCCUUUUGACAAGGUCACCUCUGUUGCUAUCCCCAUAGCAUUGGCCGCCAGCUCUCUGUUUCUUAUUGGACGCGGAAUCUACAACAUGUCUCAUGGGAUCGGAAAGAAAGAAUGAAGAGGCAGUGUGUUCUUUUCUCAUCCUUGAGGACAACUAUUUUACUUUUGGCAUGUCAACACAGACUGCUGGCUUUUGAAUUUCUUGUUUAGUACCGCCUCGCUUAAUAAUUACAGUAAUGUAGCUACUACCACCCUUCCAGAAGUUGAAAGCUCUUCUCUCUUGAUGGCAUUGUUUGCCCAAAAAUUUCUUCUCUUGAUGCCAUUAUUUUCUUUUGGAUCAUAUAAAGGUGCUAUCUUUUUGCUUGCCCUCUUCGGUUACUACUUGUAAGUUUCAGUGCUCUACGCUAGUGACGGUGUUGGUGCUUCAGUUGGUAUCUUGGCUCUUGUGAUCUAUUGGCUUUGUUUUUAGGUUGUGCUUCGCCGACUGUUUGUUGAUGGAAACAAUUCAUUGAUAUAG